AUGAAAUUAUUGUCAAUUAUUACAUUAGCAGCUGCUACUCUUGCGUCUGCUACACCAAUAGAGUUAAAAUAUGGUAAUGAAUCUAUAAAUAGGCCUUUGAUUCAUAUGACGCCCAGUUAUGGCUGGAUGAAUGAUCCGAAUGGUCUUUGGUAUGAUGCUAAAGAAAAAUUAUGGCAUUAUUAUUUCCAAUAUAAUCCAAAUGAUAGUGUUUGGGGUUUGCCAUUAUAUUGGGGUCACGCUACCUCAAAGAAUUUAACAACUUGGGACCAACAAGAUGCUGCCAUUGCUCCAUUGAAAAAUGAUUCAGGUGCAUAUUCAGGUUCUAUUGUUGUUGACGUUAACAAUACUUCCGGAUUUUUCGAUAAUGCUACUGAUCCAAGGCAAAGAGCUGUUGCAAUCUGGACUUACAACACCCCAGAUAGUGAAACUCAAUAUAUCAGUUAUUCUACAGAUGGUGGUUACACAUUUAUUAAUUAUGAUGGUAAUCCAGCUUUAAGUAACAAUUCUACUCAAUUUAGAGAUCCAAAGGUUAUUUGGCAUGAAGAAUCACAAAAAUGGAUAAUGACAGUUGCUAAAUCUCAAGAAUUUAAGAUCGCUAUUUAUUCAUCUCCUAAUUUAAAGAACUGGACUCACGAAUCUGACUUUACUAAAGAAGGUUUACUUGGUUUCCAAUAUGAAUGUCCAGGUUUAUCCAAAUUUUCUGCCCCACAAUCUGAUAAUGCUACCUAUCCAACUAAUUCUACUGACUCUACCAAAUGGGCUCUAUUUAUUUCAAUCAAUCCCGGUUCUCCACAAGGUGGUUCAUCAACUGAAUACUUUAUUGGUGACUUUAAUGGUACUCAUUUUGUUCCUGAUUUCCCAUACACCAGUAUCCUCGAUUUAGGUAGGGAUUUCUAUGCUUUGCAGAAUUUCUACAAUUCCCCAGAUGGUGAAGUUUAUGGCAUUGGUUGGGCUUCCAAUUGGAUGUAUUCUAACUACGUUCCAACGGACCCAUGGAGAUCUUCAACUUCUUUGGUAAGAAAAUUCAGCUUAGAAGAAUUCCAAGCUAACCCAGAAUCAAAAUUACUAAAUAUUAAAUCUACCCCAGUGAUUGAUUACGAUACAUUAAAUUUCGGCGAAACUUUCAGUUAUGAAAAUGAAACCUUUGAUACAAAUAAUUCGUUAUCUUAUGAUUUAUCAAAGAAUUUUGAUGGCUUAAUUGAAUUCAAUUUAACUUAUACUGUUAAUGGUAGUGCCUUUGGUAAGAGUGAUUUUGCUGAUUUAUCUCUAUAUCUAAUUGGUGAUUCAAACAGCGAUGAAUAUCUAAGAUUAGGGUUCGAAGGUAAUGCAGCCGCCUUCUUUAUUGACCGUGGUAACACCGACGUUGAGUUUGUUAAAGAAAAUCCAUUCUUUACUACCAGAAUGUCUGUUAACAACCAACCAUCAAGAUAUAUUGACUCUGAAAUAAGUCAAUACAAGGUCUAUGGUAUUGCUGAUAGAAAUAUUCUAGAAUUAUAUUUCAAUGACGGUUCUCAAGUAUCUACUAAUACCUAUUUCUUUACAGGUGGUAAUUUUAUCACCGAGGUCGAUCUAGAAGUAGGUGUCGAUGGUGUUUAUCAAAUUGAAGAAUUCAAAGUCAGACAAAUGACAUUAAAAUUAUAA
This is a messenger RNA of Maudiozyma saulgeensis, 1641 nucleotides long. NCBI's taxonomy places the organism in Eukaryota, Fungi, Ascomycota, Saccharomycetes, Saccharomycetales, Saccharomycetaceae. The record is from the annotation of a GenBank genome assembly.